AUGUCUCUGUGGCGUAAGCCGGGCACUCGCACAUUUCAGCUCGUCCAUCGAUCCCAACGCGACCCCCUCAUCAAUGACCCUGAAGCAAGCGACCGGGUCCUAAAGGAGGUGGGCGCGAAGCAGCGACCCAAGGUGAGCUUCGCAGCGGAACCGUUCAACGUCAUCCGAUCGCCCAAACGCGCGGAUGCGGCGUGACCGCGUUCGACACUGCCAUGCAGCAACACUGACAUCGCAUGAAACUGUGAUGCGCUCUGCGAACGUACUCUGUCUUCUCUCUUUGCCACAAUAGGGAAACGCGCCCGGGCCGCCCGCGUCGGACUUGGAGCUAACGUUCGACCGUGCCCCACGCCCGAUCGAGGCCGAUGAUGACGCCGGCGAUGCAGCUGCCUAUGGCGUGUACUUUGACGACACCAAAUAUGACUACAUGCAGCAUCUGCGUCGCGUAGGAGACGUCGGCGAGUCAUACCUCGUCGAAGCACCCAGUAAGAAAGGCAAGCGCCCGGUCGGCAACAAGAACGUUCGCUCGUCGGAAGGCGUCGUCGUCAAGGACUCGCCGUCGGCCGAGCUCGAGCUCCCCGAAGAAGCAUUGCCGUCCCAUCCGCUCGACGAAGUGUCCUACGUCGACGCGACAACUUCUCGCACCGAGACCAAGGGGCUGCAACCGGACCUGGAUCCGAACAUCCGGGAAGUCCUCGAGGCGCUCGAUGACGACGAUUACGCGCUCGAUGCAGAGGGUGACUCGGAAGACGAAGACGACUUUUUCGGCUCCAUUGUGCAAGGCGGCGAGGUUAUUGAUAGCCAUGGGUGGCAUCGUGCAAAUUUGGAUGAAGAGUCGAGACCAGAUCGAAAGGAAGGAGAUCCACUGGCACGAGGCAUGCGCGAGCUUGCGUUGACGACCCAAGGAGACGGAAAUGACAAAGUUGACGACUCUUUAGAAGCCCGCGUCGCUCGCUUCAAAGCGACAUCAGCAAACGCUCCCAGCAGCGAGCUCUCUGACGAGGACGGGUUCUCGGAAGGUGGUGACACCAUUGCCGAGCUCAAAGCCGGCAGCGCUCGGCGACCACCACGCCGGGGGGCCAGUGCGGCCAGGUCACAAUUCUCCAUGUCGAGUUCGGCCAUGUUCCGGAACCAAGGGCUACAAACGCUCGACGAGCGCUUUGAUCAGGUACGUAUUGGUUAUCAGAAGCCGGUCAGCGGUUCCACACCCGACGGCGCAAGGGACGCAAUCUUUAUUAACCAACAAACACCUGUUCAUGUUAUCGAUCUCUAGAUCGAAAAACUCUACGAGGACGAUUCUGAUGACGAAUCUUGGGGCGAAGAUUCUGAUGGACCGGGGGAAGAUGACAAUGCGCAGCCUCGUGCAAUACCCUUUGGCCAACCUCGAGAGGACCUGGAUCAGAUCCUUGAAGAGUUCCUUUCUCGAUACGAAAUUCUGGGCGGCAAAAUGAGACAUCGGGCGGAGGGUGACGAUGGAGACCUGGGUCACAUGGGCGAAUUGGAUCGACUUCGAUCCGAGCUGGCCUCGUUGGAUAUCGCCGGGUCGUCGGCGGCAACGGAUCCUGUGACGGUCGCGCGGCAAUUGGAGAAGGACUCGAUCUUGGCCGCCGUCGAACGGCAACGCAAGGAAGCUCGUGCCAGAAAGGGCAACGAAUCGAUCGAUAUCGACAAGCGGCCGAAGGAGAGGUGGGAUUGCGAAACUGUCCUCAGUCAGUUCCCUUCAACGGGUAUUCGGAGGUCUACUUGAUCGCUGACUGAGGCUAGCGCUUACUUCCUCGUACAGGUACCUACAGUAACAUCUCGAAUCACCCCCGUUUAUUGCGCGUCAAAGGUGGUCCGACGUCUCGGGCAUCCCGCAUUCGGCUUGACGAGAAAACCGGAUUCCCGAUUGUGGGAUCGGCGGUCAGGGCUGGGCUCAAGGCGGGAAGCGGUGAGACGAUAGGCGACGCUGAAGACGAGGACGAGGGGGAUGAUGAAGCUCGUAAGUGAAGGAUUGCCGGCGAACGGGUCGUUUAGGCCUACUAGGACUGACAGAGACGAUGGCCGGUCGUACGUCUCUCUUAUCCCUGCGAUAGCGCGCGUCGAGACGAUCAAGCGGCCACGAGAUGAGACCGCCGAGGACAAACGCGCUCGCAAGGGUGCGGUCAAGGAGCAACGCUCGGCUCGACGAGCAGAGAAGAAGAGCACAAAAGACGAAUUUUCACAGGAGAUGACGCGACAAAAGCGCGUGGCGGGGAGGGCUGUGGCCGAUGGAGCUGCGGCAGAUGUCCGCGUGGGCCAAGGUGCCCGUCGCCUAGCGUGA
Messenger RNA from Microbotryum saponariae, 2299 nucleotides. Lineage: Eukaryota; Fungi; Basidiomycota; Microbotryomycetes; Microbotryales; Microbotryaceae. The record is from the annotation of a GenBank genome assembly.